Messenger RNA from Planococcus citri (citrus mealybug), 2322 nucleotides. Its product is annotated as arrestin domain-containing protein 1-like. The record is from RefSeq and is a predicted model, not a curated record. Gene Ontology annotation, biological process: protein transport. The coding region runs from base 158 to 1444 and encodes 428 amino acids. The transcript has 6 exons. NCBI's taxonomy places the organism in Eukaryota, Metazoa, Arthropoda, Insecta, Hemiptera, Pseudococcidae. Gene Ontology annotation, cellular component: cytoplasm.
GUUUAUGUUGGCAGUUGAUACACACCUAGUCGUUGCUCAAUUCGAUUAAAGUAAAGUUACAUAAAUGCGCGUGUAUCUAAUCGAGAUUUUCAAUACCUCAUUAUUUUAAAUACUCGCCGAGAUUAAAAGUUUAAUUCCUUGUCUUCAAUUUGUUAAAAUGAGUGCCAAAAAAAUUACUAUCGUUUUUGAUAAUCCAGAUCGCAUUUAUCUCCCUGGAGAAAUUGUGACAGGAAGAGUAGAAUUUGUGCUCCAUUCUGUACUGAGUAUUAGAGGAGUUGAACUGAAGAUUAUAGGAGAAGCUAUAAAAUGCGAAUGGUGGGAAGACGAUGUUCACGCGUGGUCAAGAGAGACCUAUCUCAAUAGUAAACUGAUUUUAGUCGGAGGAACUGGAACAAAAUUGAAAUUGCCCGUGGGACAACAUUCUUAUCCAUUUUCGGUAUUGUUGCCAUCUGAAAUUCCAUCCACUUUUGUUGGUGAAUAUGGUGAAAUAUUAUAUUAUAUGAAAGCGAAAAUUGAUAUUCCAUUUGCUUUCGAUUACGAACAUAUAGCCAUAUUUUUUGUUGUGAAUCCUGUCGAUUUGAUUUUGAAUUUAAACCCGAACUUGAGAACUCCAUACAUGAAAGAAAAAAGCAAAAAAUUUUGGUUCCUGUGCUGGAAAAGUAGACCUCUCACCAUGGUUGUGCAUUUACCUAUGACUGGCUACUGUUCAUCAGAACGCAUUCCGUUUACUAUAGAAAUCGAUAACGCAAGUGAUGUCGCGGUGCUUGCUAUUUAUGUUCAUUUGAAACGGAAAUUAAAAUGGAUAUCGAAAUUCCCAUAUACGAAGAAGGAAGACACUGAACUCGAAAAAUUACGUUUUGAUGGCGUGAGAGAAGGCAAAUCCAACAUAGUCAGCGGAUAUUGCACAAUUCCCCGUAAUAUUUUAUUUCCUAACUUGGAGUAUUGUUCGAUCAUUCAAAUAAGCCACGAAUUACAUAUUGUAGCUGAAUCCACAGGAGCGCAUUUAAACCUGCAUAUUCGAAUUCCUAUUAGAAUUGGCGAUAUUCCUCUAUCUGAAGAUCACAACUCUUCCACCAAUCCUGAUAAUACGGGUUCUGUUUCUUCAAACGACGAUUUCCCUUCAUCUACUUCGCGUGAUAACAUUGAACAAAUGCCUGAGAUUUCUGUUGAUGAUCAAAGAUAUCCUCGGCCGAAUUAUCCGGAUGAUGUGAAUCCAUCUCCAGGGAGGGUAGUCCAGGUACAGCAGGAUGAACCACAACCUCCUCCAGCUCUAUCAUCAACAACUCAGCCAGCCACGGAUCUCGAACGUUCCCAACACGAACUUCUUCCUUUUGAGACUUGUUCCAGUAUCGCCGACGAUAGUGUUCCUCUUCUUUGUUCGGAAAGUGCUGUGCAAUUUGAAAAAUCGUCUUUUUUGGAUGACUAUACAAAUCACGGUACCUAAUGAAAAAUAGUGGAAAAAACUGAUAUGCAUUAAAUUUUGCGUCAAGCUCAAAAAUUUCGGUGAUUUUUUUUGUAAAUAAUCAAAGUAGACUAAAAUUUGAUUCUGAAUUCGAAACUGAUAAGAUUUUCAUGUUGAUCCUAUAUUUAAAAAUUUUUGCUCUAAAAAUGAACACUUCCUAUUGAAUAUCUGAGAUAUUUAAUAAAUUAUUACUAUUCUUGCAGGUUCGCUUGUUGAAUUUGGAAGUAGCAUAAUUUUUAUUAUGAUAUCAAAACUGAAACUUUCAGCUCGAAAAAUAAAAGUGAUUGUGUUUUUUCGUAGGUAACUAAUAGGUUGUCAAUGCUUUUGCAAAAGUUAUCACACUAAAAUUUUGAAUUUUUUAAUAUAAUUUUUGUGAUCUUAAUCAAUCCUUAUAAUCUAUUGAAAUAAGUUCAAAUUUUGCGCUAAAUUUGAAAAUUUUAAUUUUCUUGCAAUUACCUACUUUUGCGCAAAAUUUUUGUUGUAACUACUUCAGUAAUUUUAUAAAAAAGAAGUCUAUGAAUUUUGUUAGAAGGGAAAUUUCGAUUGGAGGAUUGGUUUUAGACAGACUCUACAACCACAAAAAAAAACACGUUAGCGACCAAAAGGAUUAAUUUUAAUUAGGAUUUUAAAAAAAUUUCCAAAUUUCGAAUAAUGAAAUUCAAUAUUUGAAAUUUUAUCUACUUUGUGUUGUAUUUUUGGAUGUCAUUUUGAUUCAUUCUUAUUUCAACCGUAAUUUUUUGGCUGAUUGGAAUAUCUAUGAUGCCUUACUUGUUGGUAGAUACAAUUAACGUGAAUGUUUUUUUAAAUUUAUUUUUAAUGAGAAUUAUCAAAAUUUUACAAUAAAAAAUUACCUUUUAAAA